AUGUCCGUUUACUUGUCUACCUAUCACGUUCGCGAGUAUGUGAGCCGUGGGACAAACGGUGAGAAAAAUGAGGGAGCUCACCAGAUCACGCGGAAACCCAAACCUGGACGCGCUGGCCAAAGCAUGAAGAAAGGAAACAAAUGUCGACGGGUUCACAGCGCGCUGGACGAGGCGAACGCCAGUCAGAGCGACAUCACCAACAGUCAUUCACGCCGCAUUAGAUUGGGAGCCAACAUGCGCAGUUAUGUGCGUACACCACGAUCCCCCCAGAAAAAGAAGGUCAAGAUUGUCGCACCAUUGAACAACCCCAGCUGCGACAGGUGGUGCCCCAAUGAAGAUGUAGAGAGUUGGGCAUGGGAGGAUAUAGAAGAGUUAGUGGCUGAGGAUUUGGACGAGGCGGAGAUCUUUGUGGGCAAAAAGAGGUCCCAAGCGUCAGCCAAUCCCCUCCUUGAAUGGGUCCAGUACAAGCAGGAAUUCAUCGAUGAAAGCCUGCGUCGUGAGGCGAGGUCGGCGGAAGGUAGGGCGGGGUCCUGUGUCACCUGUCGAAAGGCUGCCAAACAUCUUGAGGCCAUAAAGCCAGUGGGAAUGGAGUACACCACGGAGGAUACGGCCAGAGAACGGGCGACAAGUGAGGAGCCAAUGGUCACGACUGGGAACCCCGAAUACCGGUGUUUAGAGUGUUUUGGUUCGGUGAACGAAUGUUUAACUUGCUGUCUGAUGCGGCACGAGCAUCUGCCUUUCCAUAGAAUCGAGAGAUGGAACGGGAACUGCUUUGUCAAGUCCAGCUUGAACACUAUGGGACUCCGAAUCCAACUAGGCCAUGAGAGUGAAGGAUGUACGAACCCCGAGCCAGCCCCAAAAGUGUUUGUCGUUCUGCAUGUCAAUGGUGUUCACAAUCUGUGUGUCGACUACUGCAACUGUGAGACCCGGGAACCAAGGCGUGUGCAACUCUUGCGGGCAGGCUGGUAUCCAGCCACCGUUCACUAUCCGGCAACUUGUGCAACACUCGAGCUGCUAAAACACUUCCAUGGUCUGUCGCUGUGCAGUAAGGUCUCAGCGCAUGAGUAUUACAUGAACCUAGAGAGGUUGACCGAUAACUCACGCGUCGACGUUCCCAAUACCCGUUAUAAAGCAUUCCUGCGUAUGAUGAGGCAGUUCCGCCACGAGCGUAUGAUGAAGCGGGCUGGAAGGGGUAAUAUUGAAGAUGGUAUCGCCACUGCGGAGGCUGGCGACCUUGCGCUCACCUGUGCUGCAUGUCCGCAACCUGGCAUAAAUCUACCAGAUGGGUGGCAGUCGAUACCACCAGGAUCAAGGUUUCUUUAUUCGCUCUUUGUGGCGGUGGACGCAAACUUCCGGCUAAAGAAUCGACUCCGUUCCCAAGAGACGCUGGAUCCGGGCUUGCAUACUGGCCUGGCCUAUUUCGUCCCGCAGAAGCCAUACAACGAGCAUAUCCUCAAAUUCGCCUCGCAGAAAGACAUCAGUGUUUGUAGUGGAUUCAGUGCCUUGGCUCGCGCGGACUCCAAGUCGACCAGCGGACUACGUUAUACGGGGGUUGGAAUGUGCAUAUGUGCCCGUCACGAACUUAUACGACCUCUGGGAGUCGGGGACCUUCAAAAAGGGGAGCGCUAUUGCAACAUGGACUAUAUCGUACUCUCUGCCAUCGCUGGGUUGUCACUUAUGACACUGACCAUCAUCUAUGAUAUUGCCUGCCAAUGGAAGGCCAAUUUUCCGACUCGCAUGCUGGCCUUUCCCUCAUCACUCCGAAUUGCAGAUGCCGUGCACGUCGAUUUCGCUAUCCCCAAGUGCCAUCUCCUAGCGCACCAGACGCCAUGUCAGACACCCCAUUCCCUCAACCUUAAGCCCGGUGUUGGACGAACUGACGGAGAAGGCAUUGAGAGAGACUGGUCGAUGAUUAACCCAGCGGCGAAUAGCACGAAGGAGAUGGGGGCAGGAUCUCGGCACAACACCCUUGAUGACCUGUUCAGCCACCACAAUUGGAUGAAGACCACGGGCCUGGGGCUGUCUCUUCGGCGGAAAUAUCGAAUUGCCGUGGUCGAGGCCAAGCGACAUAAGGAGCUCUUCGAGGAGUUCUCCGAAUCUGUGGACAACCCCGAGCUGAUUAAGAGCUGGACGGAGAUGAUACAGGACUGGGAGCAGGACAAAAGCAAGCCGAAUCCUUAUGUAUCCGCUUCAGCGCAUGAGGGUGAAACCAGCGUAAAACUCAAGUUAAUGGAGGCUGAGCACCAGGACAUAGAGUCAGGUAUGACGUACGGGUCAGAGAAGUCGGCUACGGGGUUCUUGGCCAUGGGAUUGGCCCUAGAAGAGUCGCAGCGCCGUAUCAAACUACAGGCCGCAACGAAAGAGAUGACGGCACUGCAAAUGUCACAGCUACAGGAAAAGCGUGUCAAUGUUCAACGACAGAUCAAGCAAUUUCGGACUGAGCAGCGUAUCUAUAUGCCCGUGGUCGACACAAUACUUCAACGAGACGAGGGCAGCAAGCGAGUCGCUGUGGAAGACAUGCCAUUGAUGCUACCAUCAGACCUGGACGACGAAUUGCGUGAAAGCGGCUGCGUGGACGGCCUCUCUGCCAAGGAAGAUCAGCUGCGUGAGGCCCAGUGUCAAGACGCACUGGAACGCAUUCGACUCACUCAACGAGCCAAGCGUCACAUCAUGAUUCACAAGAGGAAGAGCCAGCCUGGGCAGAGGACCGGUACACGAGCUCGGUCUGAUUUCGAGCGCCUCGACGUGAAGAUAUCGCAAGCAGCGGUCAAGUAUCGGACGGCGCAUGCUGCCCUCAUUCGAUUCCGUGGUGGCGUAUCGGUCCUGAAGCAGCUACCGUACCUACGCGACCAAGACAUCUGCCCACCCCCUGCCUUCGAUGUAGACAACAUUGAGCCUGCGCGUAACCUUCAGGAGGCUGCUGAGAGGCUAGGCGAGGGACGACGCGAAAUACCGUGGAUCUGGAGGACGGCCGGGGUUCUGGGGGAUGGCGAAGAUGCGUCACUCAAUGAUGGUCUGCGGAUCGAGUGGGCUAAAGGGCGCGCAAGAGCUCUUCGGUGGUCAGAGGAGGUACUGUUAUGCAAGGAGGAGAUGCGACGGGUCCGACAAACAUUUGAAUUCCGAGCCCAGCAGUGGCGCACCCGGAUCAGCGGCGGGAGGAGUAGUGAUGACAUAUCCCUCCUCGAGGGCUUAUCUGCCUACGCACACUCUCAAGCCUUGGUCUACAACAACCUGGGCCACCAUUUCUGCCGGCUGUGGGAGGCUGCACCUUCCAAGCGCUCCAAAAUGGUUGCGGUGCCCGGGCCUGGAACGGCAGAUGCAGCGGCGGCGGAGGACGAGUGCCUCAUGACGACACUGCAAGCGGAGGCAUCGAGGCUUGCGGCAGACGACGACGACGAGGAUAGCACGGACGAUGACAGGGACAUGGAGGAGGAGGAGGACGAAGAUUCAUAG
This is a messenger RNA of Pleurotus ostreatus (oyster mushroom), 3453 nucleotides long. RefSeq lists its product as uncharacterized. The record is from RefSeq and is a predicted model, not a curated record. Bases 1 to 3453 code for a protein of 1150 amino acids. Lineage: Eukaryota; Fungi; Basidiomycota; Agaricomycetes; Agaricales; Pleurotaceae. The transcript has 9 exons.